Eptesicus fuscus (big brown bat) is the source of this 1830-nucleotide messenger RNA. It is a transcript of the gene DMRTB1, whose product is annotated as DMRT like family B with proline rich C-terminal 1. Bases 7 to 1068 code for a protein of 353 amino acids. Gene Ontology annotation, biological process: germ cell development; regulation of transcription by RNA polymerase II; sex differentiation. The transcript has 4 exons. Gene Ontology annotation, cellular component: nucleus. The record is from RefSeq and is a predicted model, not a curated record. Lineage: Eukaryota; Metazoa; Chordata; Mammalia; Chiroptera; Vespertilionidae. Gene Ontology annotation, molecular function: RNA polymerase II cis-regulatory region sequence-specific DNA binding; DNA-binding transcription factor activity, RNA polymerase II-specific.
GACAAGAUGCUCCGCACCCCCAACUGCUCGCGGUGCCGCAACCACGGGUACCUGGUGGCCGUCAAGGGCCAUGCGGGCAAGUGUCGCUGGAAGCAGUGCAACUGCGAGAAGUGCUACCUCAUCACCGAACGCCAGAAGAUCAUGGCCGCGCAGAAGAUGCUCAAGAAGCAGGCCUCUGAAGAGGACCGGGAGCUGGCCUCAAGGGCCGCGGCCAUCGCCCCGGCCUCCAGCCUCCGCCCGCUGCCUCCGCUCACCGCUCCUGGAGACCUGGAGCCGGGCCCCGAGGGCCGCGCGGCCGCCUACUUGCUGGAGAGACCCCCGCGCGGCCCAAGCCCGGGCCCGAGUGCCUUCCAGCCAGUCCUGGGCGGCCGCGGCCACGUGGGCCCGAGUGACCCGGCAGCCGUGGCCAGGCCCAGUUUCGUGAGGCCCCAGCUCGGGGCGGAGGCCGCAGGCCAGGGAGGUUCCGGUCCCCUGGAGCCGAGCCGGCCUCUGCAGCCCAUGCCCAGGCCGCCGCCGCCGCCGCCGCCGCCGUUCGCCUUCGGGCUCUCUCUGAGCAUCAACUCGGAUGCUAUGGUGCAGUCUGAGUACCUGGAGAGAGAGCCUUCCAAGCUGUAUCCCAGCUGCUCCGGCAUGUACUCCUAUCGCCCAUUCCCGAUGGGCUACCAGGAUCCAUCCCCAGGCCUGGGGAUCUCCCUGCAGCAGGGCUUCCGGCAUGUGUCCUUCAGCCACUACCAUGGAGGAGGCUCGGUGCCCGAGCCAGUGGAAAACUUCCAGCCGAGCUAUCCCCCGCUGCCACCGCCACUGCCACCGCCGCGGCCUCUGCUGCCGCCGCCAUCACCCCUGCUGCCACCACCGCUGCUGCCGCCACCACUGUCACCACCGCCCCCGUUCCUCCCGCCAGGCUUCCUCGCUGGCAUCCAUUUCCUUCCGCCACCGCCGCCACCACCGCCACCGGCAUCUUUCUCACUGACCGUCCUGUCUGAUGGGGACCAGGAGGCCGUGGAGGACCAGGUUGAAGGGGUGCCUCGUGAGCCCAGCCAGCCAUCGUCUCAGGAGCAGUCCGACUAGGCCCCGGGCCGCUGGCCAGCAAAAUGGGGCAUUGGGAGGGUGACAGCAAUGAUUUUCUUGUCUGUGUUCAGUGAUGUAUAGGGAGGGUGGACAGUGAUAGACAUAAAUAGAGUUAAUUCCCAUUUCAAGAUAGGAGGAAAGAGGGAGGUUUCUAAGUUUCAAUCCUGAAGUGUGAGCUGGAACAGGAGAAUGGAGGAUGAAGUUAACCAGGGGAGGACCAGGACUCUGAGGAGUGGGGGCCGGUGGGACGCCCGUUUAGGAAUGAAUUUAACCAUCUCUGGCUGUGCGGCCCGUUGGUGACUCGCCCUCAGAAGCGUUGUUUGAUUUCCUCAGGCCCCGCUGCAGGACAGGAGGCACCAUGUAUUUCAGCCUCUGCCUCCGCCUGGUCCGGGGCUUCCAGCACCCGCAGUGGCUGGUGCGAGCAGCCAGGACCGGGCACUGACAGCAGGUUCUGAGUGUCCUUCUCUGCUGCCCCGUCUCCCACUGCCCCUCGCCCCUUCUCCAGGGGCCUUUACUAGCAAGCAUCGUGACCCCUGGGGCUACUUCACCCCCCUCCAUAAAGUUUAAGCCAUUUAUAGGCAUCAUUUCUGGUUUUAAAAAAAUGCAUUAACGUUUUAUCAUUUGGUGUUUUUAUAGUGAUUGCCAGCUUUAAAAAGUAGGCCAUUUGUAAGCACGGAUACAGCUCUCAGAAUAGACUGGUGCUUCCAAAGUACCUGUGAUGUCAGCACUUCUUCUCUGGGGCCAGUUGACUGUUGAAAUAAA